AAUGGGAAAAACGUCAUCACUUAAGUUGCAGCUAUAGAAACAUAAUUUUCAGAGACAAGUCAAACUGAAUGUUGAAUGAAGAUGGCAGCAGAUUCACUCGAGUUGAGGGUCUUGCUUAGAUCCCUGAAUAAAGUUUUCAACUCUAUGACUCUAAGACAGUGUACAUUCCUGCACCAAAUCUUCACAAAAGAACAAGCUGAUGAAUGUCUUGCUUCUUUCAUGGAGAGUUUUUUUGAAAAUGAUAAGUUUAAAGGUCUACUCGAGAAAUCCACAGACAAAAGCAGGGAAGCACAGGAGUUGUUAUACAAAACUGCAGAGGAAAACAUGAGAAAUUUGAUCAAUCGGGCUCUUGCAAGAAACGUUAGAAUACAAAAUGAAUUCAGACGACAGUUUAUAGUCCAGCAUCCAUUGUCCCAACAACUCACGGCAGAACAAGACGCACAAACGACAGCCAAGGUCAAACAGCGUCAAGCAGAGAAACUGGACUUACAACAGGCAUUGAGCAACACAGCUUCAGAAACCGUUGAAGAUUUGUUCCAAAGUGCCGCUAACAAUUAUGCAAGAUCAAGCAGUGGUGAACAAAGAACAGGGUUAGUCAAUGAAAAGAAAGAAUCAUCAUUAAGGAGAAGAUGGAGAAAAUUUUUCCGCCGUGUUGAUAGAACAAAAGAGCAGCAAAAGAAAGACAAGCCAACUGGGUUGUUUUCACGACUGCGCCGCUCAUUAAACCUUCGAUAAUGUUCAUCUUUGAAGUUUCAUAAAUUAAUUCUUAAAGUUAAAUGUGAAGCUGUAUUAAUGUAUCCAGUCAUAGAACAGACAUAUGAUACUAUAUAAUGUAUUCGAAGAAUUUUAAGUACAUCAAUAAAACUUGAAUGUAUUACAAAGGCA
This is a messenger RNA of Saccostrea cuccullata (small rock oyster), 885 nucleotides long. RefSeq lists its product as uncharacterized. The transcript has 9 exons. NCBI's taxonomy places the organism in Eukaryota, Metazoa, Mollusca, Bivalvia, Ostreida, Ostreidae. The coding region runs from base 76 to 735 and encodes 219 amino acids. The record is from RefSeq and is a predicted model, not a curated record.